Entamoeba invadens IP1 is the source of this 2205-nucleotide messenger RNA. RefSeq lists its product as hypothetical. The transcript has a single exon. The coding region runs from base 1 to 2205 and encodes 734 amino acids. Lineage: Eukaryota; Evosea; Mastigamoebida; Endamoebidae. The record is from RefSeq and is a predicted model, not a curated record.
AUGGAAGUGUAUAAAUGCAAAAUUCUCUUUGACGGCUCCGGCAUGUCACUGAUCGACUCAAUUAAGAAGUUACUUGUAUGCUCGCCUAUAAUAUACACAAACACUGCUAUUGAAAAUAGUUUGGUUGGCAUUUUGAAGCCAAUGGAUGUGCACACCGGCGUCGAGAUAAGGCUGUUGCCCAACACCGAGAUAUUACUUGGGAAGUUCUGCAACGUCCUUGAAUCUUCUGCAACUGAAGUCGCAAAAUUUUGUGUUGGAAACCAACCUCCUAUUGGGUAUGAAAACACCAAUACAGCGAUUAACGAAAAGCCGUACGACUUGAGGAGUUUUAAUUCAAGUGGGUUGCAUUUAAAACGGAUAGUUAUAUGGAGUGAGCAGAUUGGCGGGGUGAACACUUCGGAAGUACUUUUUCCAACAGUUUGUGAUAUUGAAGAUGUUGUAUUUGAAAACGUUAAAGUUGUGAUAAUAAACAAAUAUGAACACGUGAAGUACUUAGCGUUAAAGAACACGAAUUUGUCUUGGAGGAGUUCUUAUAUAAAAAAUGAGUUCUUGUUUUGUCAUUUGGAAGAGUUAACAAUUUGGUCUGUCACUGGACUGAGUCUUCCCAAAAUAGAUUCGUUGAGGAAAUUGAGUUUGAAUAUGGUCACCAAUUCAAAAUUUGAUAUUACAGAGGAAUGCAUUGCAGCAUUGAAAGUCGAGAAUUGCACGAACAUCUCGUUGGAGUUUGAAGUAACACGAACGAAUGAGAUGCUCAUAUCGAAUGUGACACAAGUACAAAUAUUCCCACAUUGCGAUGACGAUGAAUGUUAUUUGUCACUGAUAUUUAUUGAGUGUUAUGGUAUACAUUUGGGAUAUAUCAAACACCUCAACACACUCCGUUUUGUAAAGUGUGCGAAUAUCAAUUUGAAGAAUGUCCCCAAGUGUGAAUCUUUGGUGAUUCAAGACUCCAAAAUGAAAGACAAAUAUGGCAAAUUGAUUGAUGAAAUUGAGUCUGAACGAAUAAGUCUGUAUGAUAUGAAACUUGACACCUAUGCUAAAUUCCGAAGUGCUAAAAUACUUGAAUUUUUCAACUUAAAAAAUAGCAACUUUUCAGUGGAGACGACUGUGUGUGAGGAAUUGUUAAUUUGGUAUUGUGAGUCAUGCAGAUUCCAAUUGGAACCAUGUAAACUGAAAAAACUUCGGUUGGAGAGGAACACUGAAAUCUGUGUCGAUGCCGAUUUUAGUAGUAUUGAAAUAUAUGAAGAUAACACUCUUGUGGAAGAACAAGAUUCCUACCUAUUUGCACCUAAAAGGGUGUUUGUCUCAAGCUUCGAAAGACCGAAACUUGUCGACUAUUCACAACAAUGUGACGACAACUUAAAAUCGGAGAUCAUCGACCAAAGUAGUGUGGCUUUGACUAACAUUGGAUAUCGCGAAAUACAUUUAGUCAUCAAUUUUGUGGUCAAUUUUACGUUGGACAAGUUCGUCAAUAGAAAGUUUCCAAUUGAAAAUGUGGCGUUUGGGAGUCUGACAAUUUCAAAUUGCAGGUUUUAUACAACGCACAUAGUGGAAGACGAUAUUAACACCCACAAAAAGUUACACUCGGAACUCGACAAAACAGAAACGACGGCAUCAAAUGAUAUUGCGAAUAUUCUGGAAGUGAAAAGACUUAAAAUAGUACACAGCAACUGCGUGUUUCUUUUAGUUGAUUCAACACCCGAGAAAAUCUCUGUGAAUUACUCCAGUGUGUGUCUUGGUUUGGGUAAAAAAGCCACAAAAUUAGCAAUAAAUGACGUUGAAGUUGUUGGCUCUUCGAUUGCGUGGAGGAACAACAUGAGAAUUGAAAAUGUUGACUUAGAGCAAGUGAAUUUUGAAAAAAUUGAUUCGGCACUGUUAUCAGAAAACGUAAAAAAAUUGCGGAUAGCUAAUGUGGUCCAAAACAUUGACGUAAAGAAUAAAUAUCGGCAAGCCGUGAUACUUAAUGCUUGUAAUGUCAUUGUAGAAAAUUGUGAAGGUAUUUUCUUAAAAAUUGAGAUGUUUGCCAAAGAUGUUCUUCUGAAGAACGUCAAAAACUCCCGAAUAGAAACGUAUGACAACAAAUGCCUCAAACUAGAAAGGUGUAAAAAUGUAAAAGAAGUCAAAGGAGGGAAAGAGUGUGUCCUUUUCCCUGAAGAGAAGAAAAGUUGUAAAGGAGAGGUAUUCACUUUAAACCCAUUUUUAUAUUGA